Messenger RNA from Epithele typhae, 561 nucleotides. RefSeq names its product pali-domain-containing protein. The coding region runs from base 1 to 561 and encodes 186 amino acids. The record is from RefSeq and is a predicted model, not a curated record. The transcript is spliced from 4 exons. Lineage: Eukaryota; Fungi; Basidiomycota; Agaricomycetes; Polyporales; Epitheliaceae. Gene Ontology annotation, cellular component: cell division site; growing cell tip; plasma membrane.
AUGGCUGCCGGCGCUGCUGUCCCAGGCCUCUUCUUCACCUUCGCCGCCAUGGUCCUCCUUAUCUUUGCUUCAGUAUCAGCUCCGACAUGGAACAGCGUAUCGUUCCUCAAUGUUGGACGCCUUCACUUUGGCUGCUUCGGGUUCACGGGCUCCCAAACAAGUGUUGGAUGGUUCUUCCCUAAUGCCUUGGCUAGCCAGCGUCUCAACGAUGACGUCUUCCACAGCCUCACCUUCGUCCUCGUCCUCAUCCCUGUCGGCGCCGGCUUGGCUGGAAUCGCUGUCCUCUGCGGCCUGUGCGGCGCAGCUUACCACCGCGUUGGCACCGUCUUCAUGACUCUCGUCUCCGCCCUCGCCUUCCUCGACGUUCUUGUCGCCUGGGUCAUCGAGAUGGCUCUCUUUGGCACCGCGCGCCACGACAUGCGGAGUCGCGGCAUCAACGCACAGUGGGGGAACGCCAACUGGCUCGUCCUCGGUGCGCUUGUUGCCCUCUUCGUUGGCUUCUUCUUCAGCCUGUGUGGAUCCUUUGGCCACUACAGCCGCCGCAGGGCAGCCGCGUACUGA